Molecule: messenger RNA, 1605 nt
Organism: Penicillium malachiteum
Lineage: Eukaryota; Fungi; Ascomycota; Eurotiomycetes; Eurotiales; Aspergillaceae
Product: sugar porter family MFS transporter
Exons: 3
Coding region: 1-1605 (534 amino acids)
Biological process (GO): transmembrane transport; carbohydrate transport
Cellular component (GO): membrane
Molecular function (GO): carbohydrate:proton symporter activity
Source: RefSeq, a predicted model, not a curated record
AUGGGCAUUCUCUCCUUCGUGGAGGAUCGGCCAACGCCGAAAGCAGUGUACAACUGGCGCGUAUGGCUCCUCGCAGCCGUCGCAUCAUGUACCUCCUGCAUGAUCGGUUACGACAGUGCCUUCAUCGGUACAACCAUUGAUCUCCCUUCCUUUAAAUCCGAGUUCGGGUUUGACACAAUGACCAAGUCCCAUCUCAGUCUUAUUAGCGAAAACAUUGUUUCCAUUUACCAAGCUGGUUCAUUCUUCGGUGCCAUCUUUGCAUACCCAAUUGGCUUUUACUGGGGCCGACGUAUCGGUCUCUUAAUGGCUGGUUUGGUCUUUGUGCUUGGUGCUGGAAUGAUGUUGGGUGCUAAUGGGGACCGAGGACUGGGUCUGAUCUACGCUGGUCGUGUUCUAGCUGGUCUGGGUGUUGGCAUGGGCUCUAACAUGGCCCCUAUCUAUAUCUCCGAGCUUGCUCCUCCUGCCAUUCGAGGCCGAUUGGUCGGAACUUAUGAGCUUGGUUGGCAGAUUGGAGGUCUUGUUGGAUUCUGGAUCUGUUAUGGUGUUGAGGAAACACUUCCUUCAAGCACUAAGCAGUGGAUCAUUCCAUUCGCCGUCCAACUCAUUCCUGGCGGUCUCUUCCUGAUCGGUCUUCUCUUCAUUCGGGAAUCCCCUCGCUGGCUCCUAUCCCGCGGUCGUCGCGAAGAAGGAAUCAAGAACCUUUGCUGGAUGCGUCAGCUCCAGGAACACGACAUCUACAUCCUCGAAGAAGUGCGCAUGAUCGACCAAGCCCUGGAAGAACAAUUCAACGGUGGCGGCAGUGGAUUCUGGACACCAUUCAAGAUCGCCGCCUCUGACAGGAGAAUCAUGUACCGUCUCUUCUUGGGAAGCAUGUUAUUCUUCUGGCAGAACGGAUCCGGCAUCAACGCUAUCAAUUACUACAGUCCUACUGUCUUUGAACAGCUUGGUGUGACAGGUACCAACACUUCUCUCUUUACCACCGGUAUAUUCGGAGUGGUUAAGACUGUUGGAACUUGUAUCUGGAUUCUCUUGCUGAUUGAAUGGGUUGGACGUCGUCGUCUUCUGAUGAUCGGUGCAGUUGGAAGUUCCAUCUCCCUCUGGAUUGUGGGUGGUUAUAUCCAAGCUGUUGAUCCUGCGAAAACAGCCAACGGAAAGAUGACACCAGGUGGUAUUGCAGCCAUCUUCUUCUUCUAUCUCUCCACUGCUUUCUAUACCCCAACCUGGAAUGGUACACCAUGGGUUAUCAACGCUGAAAUGUUCGGAUCAAACGUUCGCGCCCUCGCUCAAACCAGUGCCGCAUGCUCCAACUGGCUUUGGACCUUCCUCAUCUCCCGUUUCACAGACCAAAUGUUCGCCGCCAUGGGUGCUGGAGUGUGGUUCUUCUUCGCUUCGCUGAUGCUCUGCUCGGUCUUCUUUGUUUUCUUCCUUAUCCCAGAGACGAAGAGUAUUCCCCUGGAAAGGAUGGAUCAUCUCUUCGACCACAAGCCUAUCUGGACGGCUCAUGCCAAGGUCAUGGAGGAAUUGGCAGAAGAAGAGUUGCAGGUUCGUCAGGAACUUGGUGCCACCGAGAAAGAGACGGUGACUCAAGUGGAACAUGUGGUCUGA